AUGGCGUGUCCCAUGAGGUCGGUGAUCGACGAGUCUGCAGGCCAAGAAGGCAGCCAUCUUGGCAACGAGGCGGGCAUGCUGUACGGAGAGUACCUGAUGCUGGACAAACUCCUCACCUCGCAGCGGAUGCUGAGCGCCGAGUCCUCGAAACCGGUGCACGAUGAGCACUUGUUCAUUGUCACUCAUCAAGCAUACGAGCUCUGGUUCAAGCAGAUCAUUUUCGAGGUAGACUCCGUGCGUGCUCUGCUCGACGUAGAAGGGUUGGAUGAAGGGCAUACAAUGGAAAUUCUGAAGAGGCUCAACAGAGUGGUGCUCAUUUUGAAGCUGCUCGUGGACCAGGUCAUGAUUUUGGAGACCAUGACACCACUCGACUUCAUGGACUUCAGGAAUUACCUGCGACCGGCCUCAGGGUUCCAGAGCUUGCAGUUCCGACUUCUGGAGAAUAAGCUCGGGCUCAAGCAAGCGCUGCGUGUCAAAUACAAUCAGAACUAUCAAACGGUCUUCGGCGAUGACCCUGAAGCAAUGGAGGCUUUACGUAAAUCGGAGGAAGAGCCAGCGCUGCUCGCGUUGAUAGAGCGCUGGCUUGAACGAACACCAGGCCUCAAUAUCCACGGCUUCAACUUCUGGGGGAAAUUCCAGGCCGCCGUCAACAAGAUGAUUAAAGAGGAUAUAGACGAAGCUAUGCGCGACCCGAACGAAGGCGUCCGACGCCAUCGGCUGCAAGACGCCGAAAACCGUCGCGAGAUCUACCGCUCCAUCUUCGACCCGGUUGUACACGACGCUCUCCGCUCACGUGGAGAGAGGAGGUUGUCUCACAGAGCGCUCCAGGGCGCUAUCAUGAUUACAUUCUACCGCGACGAGCCCAGGUUCUCGCAACCCCAUCAGCUCCUAACCCUUCUCAUGGAUAUGGACAGCCUCAUCACGAAGUGGCGUUAUAAUCACGUGAUAAUGGUGCAAAGGAUGAUCGGCUCGCAGCAGCUCGGAACUGGUGGUUCAUCCGGCUACCAAUAUCUUCGGUCCACGCUAAGCGAUCGCUACAAAGUGUUCCUUGACCUGUUCAACUUGUCGACGUUCCUACUCCCUCGCGCGCUCAUCCCACCGCUGGACGACGGGAUGAAGCGAAGCCUCAACCUCACUUGGGGCGAGCACAUCAGAGAGAACGGGCAGAAUGGCCAGAACGGUUUUGACGCUUCGCUA
This is a messenger RNA of Iphiclides podalirius (scarce swallowtail), 1197 nucleotides long. The record is from the annotation of a GenBank genome assembly. NCBI's taxonomy places the organism in Eukaryota, Metazoa, Arthropoda, Insecta, Lepidoptera, Papilionidae.